Messenger RNA from Chaetura pelagica (chimney swift), 597 nucleotides. RefSeq names its product TAF9B RNA polymerase II, TATA box binding protein (TBP)-associated factor, 31kDa (gene TAF9B). Gene Ontology annotation, molecular function: RNA polymerase II general transcription initiation factor activity; transcription coactivator activity. Gene Ontology annotation, biological process: RNA polymerase II preinitiation complex assembly; DNA-templated transcription initiation. Bases 1 to 597 code for a protein of 198 amino acids. NCBI's taxonomy places the organism in Eukaryota, Metazoa, Chordata, Aves, Apodiformes, Apodidae. The record is from RefSeq and is a predicted model, not a curated record. Gene Ontology annotation, cellular component: transcription factor TFIID complex; SAGA complex. The transcript has 5 exons.
AUGAGGUUGUGCAGCCGGGGGUUGAUGGAAGCCCCCAGGGCUGUCACUGUUCACAGCAGGACCAGGGGAAGCAGUGGGAACAUAACCCUGUCUCUCCAGUUCUUGUUAGACAUUGCAAGGCAGAAGAACCAGACCCCCCUGCCCCUGAUCAAGCCUUAUUCUGGGCCCAGGCUCCCACCUGACAGGUACUGCUUGACAGCCCCCAACUACAGGCUGAAGUCCUUGCAGAAGAAGGUCUCCUCCUCUGCAGGGAGGAUCACGGUCCCUCGCCUGAGCGUCGGGGCAGUGAGCAGCAGGCCCAGCACCCCCACUCUAGGCACCCCCUCUGCACAGGCCGUGUCUGUCUCAGCCAAGGUGGGCGCCCCGGUGUCGCUGACUGGCCAGAGGUUCACAGUCCAGAUUCCCUCUUCCCAGGCUGCAGUCAAGUCAGCCACACCAACAACUCCAACAGUUCAGAAUGUUCUAAUUAAUCCUUCCUUGAUUGGACCAAAGAACAUUCUCAUCACGACAAACAUGGUGUCCUCACAAAAUGCAGCUGCUGAAUCAAAUCCCUUGAAGAGGAAACAUGAAGAUGAUGAUGACUAUGACAACCUGUGA